Messenger RNA from Penicillium antarcticum, 1143 nucleotides. RefSeq names its product putative integral membrane protein. The coding region runs from base 1 to 1143 and encodes 380 amino acids. The transcript has 6 exons. The record is from RefSeq and is a predicted model, not a curated record. NCBI's taxonomy places the organism in Eukaryota, Fungi, Ascomycota, Eurotiomycetes, Eurotiales, Aspergillaceae.
AUGUCGUCUCUAUUGGAGCGAGCAUCCGGGGAUGCUUCUAUUGAUCGAAGUGUUCAGAACUGGAAUUAUGCUUGUCAGUCACUAUGCAUUAUUGGGAUGACAGUUUUCUUUGGUCUUCGCAUGUAUACCCGAGUGUUUAUUCUUAGUGGGCUCGGCACAGAAGAUUGUGAGUUGCUACGGUAUGGCAUCAAAGAAAUUACGUUUGUGAAGAUAAUAUUGACAAAUUUUCCGAAGUUCCUCGGUAUUUCUUAUUCGAUUAUUGCCCUCGUCAUGGGACACUAUGGAGGUGGUUUACAUUGGUCUGAUGUCCAUGAAGAGGACAAAAUCCCCUUCCAAAAGACUAUCUACGUGACGAUGGUCAUGUACGGACCAACCGCCUAUCUAACCAAGGUCUGCCUUCUUUGGAUCAUGACCCGUGUGUUUAGUCCAUUCCGAAAAUGCAUCAUCUUCAUCAGGAUCUUCAUGGGUAUCAUGUUGGCCUACUAUAUCCCCGCUGUUAUCGUCAAAAUUCGAAUUUGCAACCCCAUCCCCAGAUUUUGGGACCCGAAGGUUGCCGGUACAUGCCUUGACAAGAACUCAAUUAUCCUGGCCGAUGCUGUUGUCAGUGUUGUCAGCGAUUUAAUUGUUCUUAUUCUUCCUAUCCCGUUGACUUUGAGCUUGCAAAUGUCAACAAAAAGAAAAAAUGAGGGUGCGGGCGGGCUAGCUGUUGCGUCAAGUAUCAUUCGUCUAGCACUCAUUAUGGUUACUGGACAAUCAGCAGAUGCUUCUUUUGCUUUCAUGAGAAUCAACAUGCUCGGUAACGCCGAAGUCGCCAUUGGUGUGAUCUGUACCUGUCUCCCUGCCCUCUCUGCCCUCGUCAUUCGCCUCUACAACGAGUAUUCCAGCAAUAAAGCAACCCUCGAGUCGUAUAAGAUGAGCUCAAUGAAAAAUCAGACCAGGACCGAAAGAAGCAAAAAUCAACUGAGUGUUCGGGAGCUGGACUCCGAUGAGGAUGGACUGGUGUACAAUGCGCAAGGCAAUCCAAGAGUUGAGACUACUAUUCGGGGUGACAGUCCACGACAAGAAGGCGCUGGGGGCGUCAACUUUGAUGGUAUAGGGAUUACGCGGACGGUCGAUGUGUCAACCUCUGUGGAAACCCGAUGA